This is a messenger RNA of Colletes gigas, 3959 nucleotides long. RefSeq lists its product as uncharacterized. The transcript is spliced from 6 exons. The coding region runs from base 1271 to 2239 and encodes 322 amino acids. The record is from RefSeq and is a predicted model, not a curated record. Lineage: Eukaryota; Metazoa; Arthropoda; Insecta; Hymenoptera; Colletidae.
CUCGCGUACGUGUAUUCUCUCUGUCCCCCCUCCACUCUCGUUCACCGGUCUCUCUCGCUCCGGGUGUCUCCUACGCACAGCAGCGCGGCUGGAAUACGCAAGUACAAACAUCGAUACAACUGUUUACGCGUUCUCGUUGUUCCGCGUGAAUCUUGUUUUUUUCUCUCCGUCCAAAAUUCCGGUGUCGUACCGAGUGCAGGCCACGAAUUCGAUCGGGGGAACCUGUUAUCGACGCGUGUGCGUGUGUGUGUGCGCGCGUGGAGCUCCGUGACACAGUGACACCGUACGUGAGACGAAAGCGCCCCGCGUCGAAAGAGCGGGAAACUACGUGUGCGUGGAACGACGACGAUUUUGAAUCGGCCCGAGGAUGGUGAAGUGAAGGAUUCCAACGGUUUGCGAAACUCGCAGAGAAACGACGGCGCUGAAAUGUAGCGAGUGUAUCCCCGCGCGAUCGAUACAGCGCCACGGUAAAUAUCAAACUGUUCGUAUUUACAGCGCGAACCGACAGCGUCGAGCUUCGUGCAUGAACACGAUCGAUGGCGUUUCGACUGGUACGACGAGGAUGCCGUGAAAUCAACGACUGAUGGAACGUGAGAAUGAAUGGCCUCGAGUUGUUCGGGAAGCGCUGUAUCCCGGGGCGCCAUCUUGGUCGUACAAAUCGCGAUCGUUGAUCGAACGCUGGAUAGUUCGAGAGUGGGUGCAACACCCCGGAAGAUCCCCCCAUCGUGUUAAUAUACAAGGUGGCCAGAAAAUCGCGGGAGUCGAAUGGAGCGGCGCGGAGAGGAUACGAGGCGCUUUUAUUUUUAGCCAAUCGCGAGAACCGGUUCCCGGAGUCGGUCUCGGGCUGGAACCACGAGGUAACGCGCGUAUAUAGAGAACGGUUUUAGCUGAAAAGGGACAACGCGAUAUAAAGGUGGAGUUAUGGUACUCGUUGGAGGAAGAAGGAUAGAGAGAGACGGGAACGUGGAAUUCGCCUAAGCCCGAUACAACCUCUCCCCCUGCCCCUUUACUUUCUCUUUGGUGGUAUCGAUUGCGUGCAUGCACGCGGGGAGCGCGGGGCGUGAUUCGAUCAUCGAGCGAGACUACGACGACGCGAUGUUUGUCGUCGAUGUAAUUAGUCGACCUUGAUACAAGCGCUAGGAUAUCGGCAAACGAUUCGAAUCGACGCGAGGAAGCAACCAGUGGUGUGUAAAGUGCGUCGGUGGGAAAAUCGACUGGGACAGAUAUUGUUGCGUGUGGGACGGGAUCGACGAGAGACGAGGCAUGAAGAAUGGCAACCGAUUCGAGCAACCGUCAAGACGUAAGGGCGGUCGCCACGACGACCACCGAUCCGCAGCGAAGCGAAAAGCGCGCCGUCGCGGCACGAGGCGCCGCCGGUGCUCUGGCCCUCAGUAUUCUGGCCGUGGUCCUCCAAUCGGCGGCCACGGCGACCCCCACCUGGGGAUACUUCACCAAUCCUGACGCUGGUUCAGCAGCCGAAAAGGGAUACUUUGGCCCGUGGAGACAGUGCAAGCUUCUGUUAUACGGUCGCGAGAGAUGCGGCCAAGGCGUUUCCAGGUUUCAACCAGUGUUGGCUGUGUGGGUGGCAGGAUUAGCCGCAGCGACCGCCUCCGCGCUUUUGGCGAUCCUGGUCGGUCUUGCUGUGUUACAACUAGCGAUGGCUUCCUCGGCGAAACGAGUCAUCAUCUCGUACAGCACGGCUCUGAUAGGAAAAGUGGCCCUUGCUACCUUGGCCACGUCGUUGGCCAUUGUAGCAGCGAGCCUCUUCGCCCUGCAGACUGACGACAGAGCAAGUAGCUUCGUUAUUACAAGGGGAGAAGCUUUUUACAUGCAGUUGGCUGCCAUCGCCUUGAACUUCGGCGUGCUGGUCACAGCGGUGUACGAGGGUAUUUAUGCUCGACGUGGCGGUGACCCGACGAAAAUUAGGGUCGUGGCUGAUCCUCGUGCCGCCACCAUAAAUAAUCCUGGCUACCGGGAACAUCAACCCACGAACGGUGGAACCAUCUCGAUGACGGACGCCAGCGGCAAGCCUUACGUCGGCGGCGCAGGAAACGGCUCGAUGGCGUCGGUGGCGACCUCUGGAAGCGUGGGCAGCACCGCGUCUCCGCUCCGUAGCUCCCUAAAGAAGCCCAAGCCUCUAGGCAUUCACAAUCCCGGCUUCUCCGCGCACAGUCCGACGCUUUCCAGGAACGGGUCGCAAAAGAAAGUGCGAAUACAAACGCACUCCACCGAGGUCUAGCAAUCUCGUGGCCACAACGAGACGAAUCCUCGUGGGGCAUCCUCCGAACAAGCGUUUCCCUUCGAAACGAGACACUCGACAGGUCGAAGCUACGUCGAAACGUUCUUCGAUCGCGAAAACGAUGUUUUCAUUUAAAAUUCGGGGGGACAUCCGAUAUAAUCGUGAAGCUCCAACUGUUUUGGCGACGAUUGCUAUUAAUUGUCGAGAUUUUCGGGAUACGGUGACCAAAACGCUCCGAGUGUAGCGUGUUUUAAAAGAAUAACACCAAUUUCGAAUACUUUUAAUUUCGAAAUGUAUUUUAGGGUUGUUUGGGUAUUUAUUUGUUUCGAUUUAUUUUGUGGACGAGUGUCCUCAUCGGAGCCGAAAUUAUGGCGCCAUUAUUCAAAUUUUGUGAUCGAGUGUCCUCAUUGGAGUCGAAAUUAUGGCGCCAAUAUUCAAAUUUUGCAAUCGAGGCGGUUUUUUUUAUUGAUAUUAUAGAACAAUUCUCAUCUUACUUGAGUUUUUGUUAUAUUUUCUAUAAUUUUUUGACAAUCUAAAUGCAUAAAUAUCCUGAGUGUAAUUAUUACUAUUAAAUUAGAACUUCUUUGCAACUAUUUUCUUAGAACAGUGAACUAAAAGGUUAAUUAAUCAAUUUAACAGUCUCAUUCGACUCCUGUGGACAUUUUCAUCACUUCUAAAUGAAUGUUUACUGUAUCUUGCUAAAUCACGAUGAACAAAGUGUUCAAUACCCAACAGCCACCUUUCUCACAAGUGGUCCAUCUCGAGAUUACAACGACCCUACAAUAACGAUUCUCGACGAUUAAAGUUUUUUAUUUUUUAACAAAGUACAGAUUCAUGAGGACACUGGGAAGUUCUCCAAUAAAUUUUCUGUCGUUGGAUGAUUAUUGGAGAACUUCCUUUCACAAAGUGUUGUUCUCAAGUUCACGAAAGGUCCAAGGAUCUCGAAUGACCUUGGAUCGAAAACUUCGCGAGUCUCAGUGGGAGGACGUAGGAAAUGAGCCCUCUCGAAGAACUGAUCGAGCAUAUCCGGUCGGAAAAUGGCGGACUCCGACUGAGAUUUCCAAUGGCGUCGCGACGCCUUCGAGAACCUCCGGAGGCGUCGCGUAUGACGUGUGGGCGGUAUUUAUAGGAGAAUGUGAUAUAAUACUGAUUUAAAGGGAACCGUAAAAAUUUCGUCAUCGAUGGUUGUUAGGUUGGCCACCAUUUUCUGCUUCGAGAUUCGCUAGUUUCGUCAUCGAGACACUCGAAUCGAAUCUAAGAUAUUUUCUAUCGGACUGCUUCGAAAACUAUUCCAUUAUUCAAACGAAUUUGACAAAAAUAGAUUUGUAUUAAUUUCACGAUAAAUUAUUAUGAAUCGUUUAAAAUUAUUGAUAUAAAAAAUUGUGCAAAAUUCUUCUUUCGUCUGGUGAAAGUUGCACCAGAAAUCAGUGGCUACGAAUUCGAUCGUGUCUUGUAUUUGUUAAAUACUAGACAUAUAUAUCCGCGAUAAUGCAAUUCUCUCGGGAGAAAGCGCUCGAGAAGCUUCGCCACCUGGCGGUAACAUCGCAGUACUGCUACGGGCAUGGUAUCGCGCGGGACGAAUACGCGUAUGCGCGCGCAAGUAGACUGUCGUGUACAGGGGUCGCGUGGUCUGCCAAACGGUCGUACUCAUGAAAUCUUUGCACAUAAAUUACAUGUUAAUAACGCGCUUAGGGUUAGGUCUGGGUUAGGUCUGAAUUAA